AGUACCGCGAGACAUGGACGGCAUCCCUUACGACAUCCCCAGUGUUAAGCAACGCGUGGUCGGCUGGCUUGAGGAGCUGCAGACCGAGGUGGAGCCGGGCAAGUGCAACAAGUACUUUGCCUCAUACAAGGUGACGGCGGCGGCCGACACGUGGACGCACAAUCGGCGGCGGCGGCGCGCGCAGGAGCGGCUGGGCGCCACCUCCGACCUGGAGCCGUCGCCGAGCUCGGCCGAGCUGACCGGCUCGCCCGACCCCGACUUCGACCACGAGCCGGACGCCGAGCCAGGCUCCGACCUGUCUGACCUGUCUUGGCGCUCGGACACCGCCGAGCCACCGCCCAAGCGGCCGCGCGCCGACUCCGAGUCGGCCGAGCCAGCGGCGGCCGCGGCCGAGACCGGCCCGGCGGCCAAGCGGCCGUGUCUGGAGGCGAGGCUGGGAGCCGUGUCGCUGGCCGAGCCCAAGCCGCGGCCGGCCCUCGUCUUCACGCUGUUCGUGCAGAAGAAGGGUCACGAUAUCCUGCUGCAGAUGACGUGCUGA
Messenger RNA from Pollicipes pollicipes, 538 nucleotides. RefSeq lists its product as uncharacterized. The record is from RefSeq and is a predicted model, not a curated record. The transcript has 2 exons. The coding region runs from base 14 to 538 and encodes 174 amino acids. Lineage: Eukaryota; Metazoa; Arthropoda; Thecostraca; Pollicipedomorpha; Pollicipedidae.